UUCGGGUGUCGACCGAAGACGAUUACAUAUAUUUACUUGCAGCAGUACGAGAGUAUGUGCCGUCUCUGUCACACAUUUAGAGUAAACCUAGAAAGCAAAAGGAAUCCUAUCGCCUCUCUCACUCCCGCAUGACGGUUCCCCGUCACGUGGUAACCUCAUUACGUGAUUUUGUGUCGUCAAGUUCACACGUUAUUCUUCUGACCGGGACUAGAUUCGUGGUAAAAAUGGGAAAAAGGAAGAGGUCUAGGUCAAAGGAAAGUGAUUAUAAUGAUAUUUUAAGAAAAAUGAAAAAAUUAGAACGCAAGUUAAAGGAAAGACGAGAACGGUCGUUAUCAGUGAGUUCAAAUUCAUCGAGUUUAAACUACCGCGAUGAAAAUUAUGAUUAUGACCGAUAUUACGAUGUUUAUCCAGAUGAAGACGCGUAUGAUCCAGCAAUCAACUUGGAUGACGAAAUUGGCGAUGAGGAGCGCCCCGCACAGUUAGAUCCCCCGCCUCCCCCGGCAGUUCCGGCACCGGCCAGCGGCCAGCCGCCGCCAUCGUUACCGCCGAUCGAGGCCGUGCCAGGCACAUCGUCAUCGGUUAUUUUACCUGAAGGGCAAGAGGCAGAGGCUACGGUAAACUUGGACCCUGUCAUUCUAGAUCUUUUAGGAGAGGACCCUUCUACUAAAAAGAUUUACGGUGCAAGCUUACAUAAAGACAUUGCCCCGAGGUGGGCUCAUAUUCUUACUAAUGGUCUGACGAAAGAAUCUCAAGCGGAUCUAAUAAAACAAUAUCGGUUACCCGAAAACUGCACCAAUUUAUCAUCGCCAAAAUUGAAUCCUGAAAUAAAAGCUGCGCUCUCCGAAUUAAAUAUCAAACAAGAUCAGUAUAGCCAGGGUAAACAAAAUCAAAUUGGAAGCGGUCUCGCAGCUCUAGGACAAGCUUUAAAUUGGGUUGUCACAGCCAAAGAUAUUGUACCUCCAGAUAUUGUUAAAGCCUUAAUUGACGCCGGGAGGCUUAUCUGCGACAACCACUACAGGGAAUCGUUAUCGCGUAGAUAUGCGAUACUGAACACACUUAACAGAAACAUCAGAGAUACUGUUAAAGAUACAAAGAUUGACGAGAAUCUCUUUGGAUCCAAUUUAUCUGACCACUUGAAGUCAUCAAAAGCAAUAACGAAGACUGGCUCUGAAAUGAAGCCAGCGCCCCGCCCACCAUACAGGGCGCCAUCAGCUUUCCAGCCACAAAGAGGAGCUUUAAACUCGAGGGGGAACUCGCGCGCAGCAGCGACCGAGCCACGGACAGCGCCUGCGUCCCGCCGGCCGCCGCCUGCCCCGCAGCCGCGAGAUCGCCGCCAGCCUGCCACGCGGGGCCGUCAUCGCGCUUCCGGAUAUUCGAGACAUCAGAGGAGACAUUAAUGGAACCACAGGUACUGGUAGCAGGACGCUUAAAAUAUUUUUACGAUAAAUGGACCGAACUUACCGAUGACCAUACUAUCCUAAAUUGGGUCAAAGGUUAUACAAUACCGUUCAAAGAACGGCCUAUACAGACAAUGCAACCAAAAAAUAAUGCUUGUAAUUCUCAUUCUCAAAUGAGCAUUAUUGAUAAUUGCAUUACCGAACUUCUGACUUCUAAAUUCAUCUCACCUUGCACACCUUGUGAAGGUCAAUUUAUUUCCCCGAUUUUUACAGUGCCUAAGCCAAACGGGAAAUACAGGUUUAUAUUAAAUUUAAAAAUGUUAAAUAAGUAUAUUGAUGUGGACCACUUUAAGAUGGAGGACCAUCGCACUGCUUUAAAGCUUUUACAACGUAAUUAUUAUAUGGGUUCUAUUGACUUACAAGAUGCGUAUUUUCUAAUCCCAAUAGAUGAAAAUGAUAAAAAGUUCUUGCGAUUCGAAUGGAAAUCACAAAUAUACGAGUUUAAUGUACUCCCGUUUGGCCUAUGCACUGCACCAUAUGUAUUCACUAAGCUGUUAAAACCUGUUUUGCAAUACUUGCGCUCAUCGGGUCUAAUGUCAGUAGUUUAUCUUGAUGAUUUUUUGUGCAUCGGCCAAACUUAUGAUGAGUGUUUGAAAAACAUCACCAUAACAAAAGCUAUUUUGGAAUCUUUGGGGUUCGUGAUAAAUACCAAGAAAAGCGUAAUGGUACCAAAUAAGACCUGUAGGUUUUUGGGUUUCGUAUUUGACACUAAACAUAUGAUUAUUACGUUGCCAGAAGAGAAAAAAACACGUAUUAGGAAUAAAGCUUUAGAAUUGAUGAGGAAAAGUAGCUGCACUAUUAGACACUUUGCUGAAUUCAUAGGUUUACUAAACUCCGCAUGCCCAGCCGUGAGCUAUGGUUGGAUGUAUACCAAACUAUUCGAACGCGAAAAAUUCCUCGCUCUCAAUUAUAGUGAGGACUAUAAUAGGCGAAUGGAAAUAAGGUCGUUUUUAAAAAAUGAUUUCUUAUGGUGGGUAGAUAAAAUUGAUUCAUCUUUCGACCCCAUUAGAAAAAAUAAUUUCCUUAUGGAAAUAUUUAGCGACGCUUCUAAUACUGGCUGGGGCGUAGCAUGCGGGGGUCAAAGUGCCAAUGGUAACUGGACUGAGUCAGAAUUACAUCUUCACAUAAAUACUCUCGAAUUAAAAGCAGCUUAUUACGGACUAAAAAUAUUUACCGAAAACGUACAAGACUGCGAUAUAUUGUUGAGGAUUGACAACACCACUGCCAUUAGCUACAUAAACAGGAUGGGAGGUGUGCAACACCCCCAUUUGAACGAUUUAGCUCGAAAAAUAUGGCAGUGGUGUGAAGACAGGAAUAUCCAUAUUUUCGCCUCUUAUAUAAAAUCAUGUGAAAAUGUAAUAGCCGAUAGGGAGUCACGCCGAAUCAAUAUCGACACGGAAUGGGAAAUAUCUCAACCAGUUUUCAUACAAAUAACCAACCUAUUAGGCAAACCAGAGUUUGAUUUAUUUGCUAGUGCCCAGAAUAAUAAAUGCACUAGAUAUGCUUCUUGGAAACUAGACCCUUUUUCGGAGGUAGUUGACUCGUUUACAUUUAAUUGGCAUGGCAUAAACUUUUAUGCGUUUCCUCCAUUUAGUCUGAUCACUAGAGUCCUGGAAAAAAUUAUUACAGACCAAGCAGAAGGAAUUUUAAUUGUGCCUGACUGGCCUUCACAGCCAUGGUACCCUUUGUGGUCUAGGCU
Molecule: messenger RNA, 3156 nt
Organism: Cydia amplana
Lineage: Eukaryota; Metazoa; Arthropoda; Insecta; Lepidoptera; Tortricidae
Exons: 2
Coding region: 129-1397 (422 amino acids)
Source: RefSeq, a predicted model, not a curated record